AUGGCUGUAGUGCUGAAGCGGGGGAUACUAAAGCGGCGGAUUUUUCAGUGGAUUAUAGAAUGUACGGCGGAUUUCAGGCGGAACCCAUAUGUACGGCUAUUUGAAACCACGGGUGAGCGGCUGCCUGUAGCGUUGAAGCUGGGUAGAGUUAAGCGGUGGAUUUUUGAGUCGAUUAUAGAGAAGUUUACAGGGGCUGUACCCAAUAACUCCGACGAUUCCAAGAGCCGUAUGCUGCGGUGGAACCCAUCUGUAAGGCUAUUUGAAACCACAGGUGCAGCAGCCCAAAAAUAUGGCAAUUCUGAAUGUCAGAAGGUACUUGAUAUGAUUCCUGUUCCUCCUCAACAGGCCUUCAGAGAGCAUUCCCAAAAUGAUGGAAACCACGGGGGCUCUGUCGUCAACAACAUUACUAUUAGUCAGAAUACAUUUUAUGCUACCAAUUCCAAGGGAGUAGGAAUUUCGCUUACUAAUUCUAGGGAGGUGGAAGAUAUACGGAAUAUGGUUUUGGUAAAUACUGUUUUUACUGGUUUGGGUUUCGCCUGGAAGCCAUUCUUUGAAUCAAGCCUCACAGAUCCUAUAGAGAAUAUUGAUACCAAGACCAUUGAGGACUUGCUGGAGCAGGGUGGUUUGGGUGAGAUUGAGAAGAAGAACAAGAGGAAGGCUGAUCUUUUGUACAACGCCAUUGAUGAGAGCAAAGGGUUUUACAGGUGCCCAGCCGAGAAGUCUGUGAGAUAG
Messenger RNA from Prunus armeniaca (apricot), 732 nucleotides. NCBI's taxonomy places the organism in Eukaryota, Viridiplantae, Streptophyta, Magnoliopsida, Rosales, Rosaceae. The record is from the annotation of a GenBank genome assembly.